Molecule: messenger RNA, 592 nt
Organism: Culex pipiens pallens (northern house mosquito)
Lineage: Eukaryota; Metazoa; Arthropoda; Insecta; Diptera; Culicidae
Product: ejaculatory bulb-specific protein 3-like
Exons: 1
Coding region: 70-447 (125 amino acids)
Source: RefSeq, a predicted model, not a curated record
GCAUUGAUCACAGUCCAGUUUGCACCUUCAGGAUAACAACAUCUGUGAAAUCAACUCAACGGUUUAAACAUGAAAACCUUCAUCGUUUUUGGCCUUCUUGCCCUUGUUGCCGCCCAGGAUUCCACCUACACCAACAAAUACGAUCACAUCGAUGUGGAUGAGAUUCUGAAGUCGGACCGUCUCUUCAAGAACUACUACAACUGUCUGAUCGAUCAAGGACCUUGCACGCCGGAUGCAACCGAGCUGAAGCAGAGUCUUCCCGAUGCCCUGGAGAACAACUGCUCCAAGUGUACUCCGAAGCAGAAGGAAACUGGUUACAAGGUCAUCAGCUCGCUCAUUGAGAAUCGUCCUGCAGAAUGGGCUGUCCUGCAGGCCAAGUACGAUCCCGAGCGCAAGUUUGUCGAAAAAUACCGGGAAGAAGCUGCCGCCGCUGGUAUUAAGCUGUAAAAAUCUUGAGUUUCACUAGAAUGUUUAAUAACUUUGUUCUUGACCCCAAAAGAAACCAUCAAAGGGACGCAUUGAACCUUCGUGAUUUAGUGUAAUUAAUAACUCUUGAGAGAAACGACACAAUAAAUUCUACAUUUCAAACCUA